UCGCUCAAACUGCCGGGACCUUAAUACCGUAGCACGGUAAGAAACGUAAUCGAAAAUGGCAGAUACGUCAGAUUAUCCGAGGGGAUCAUCUAUUAUGGAUCCUUUAAAAGGGGUUUUAGUAGCAUAUUUCAUGCCAGAAUCUUGCUACGAUACGUUUUUUCUGGAUUUUGACUUUCUGGACGUACCAUGUCUGAAGAUUGUAGUGAGCAAGGCCCUGGGUAUCGGCAUCAUCCUGGGAUCUGUGUUGGUGAAAUUACCUCAGAUUAUAAAGCUGAUGGGAGCAAAGAGUGCUGAGGGGCUGAGCUUCAAUUCGGUGCUCCUGGAACUGUUAGCCAUCACUGGAACAAUGGUGUACAGCAUGUCCAACAAGUUCCCCUUUAGUGCCUGGGGUGAGGCUCUGUUCCUCAUGUUGCAGACUGUGACCAUUGGCUUCCUCAUCCAGCAUUAUGGAAGACGAACCAGCAUAGGUCUCUCCUUUCUGGUGAUAUAUUUUAGCCUGCUGGGGGUCCUUUUGUCUCCAGUCACUCCCAUGUCAGUGGUUACCACCAUGCAGGCUUCCAACAUGCCAGCCAUCAUCAUUGGCAGGCUGAUCCAGGCUGCAACUAACUUCCGCAAUGGGCACACCGGCCAGCUCUCUGCUAUCUCUGUUUUCCUGUUGUUUGCUGGAUCCCUCGCUCGGAUCUUCACCUCCCUGCAGGAAACUGGGGAUUCACUGAUGGCCCUUACAUACGUCAUAUCUUCUACGUGCAACUGCAUCAUUGCCCUGCAGGUUCUUUACUACUGGAACAGCAGCCCUGAACAUAAGAAGAAAAAGAAGAGUGAAUAAAUAAAAAAUCUUUAAAUGUCAUUUUUAGAGCAUUGUUUAAAUGUACUUAUCCUGGUUUAGAACUUCUCCUCUUCAAAACCUGAGGAACUAACAGACAAUGAGCGGAGUAGCACUUAAUGUCCCGUUGAAGAAAGAGAUGAAUUUUCUGGACCAAAGUGAUUGUGUGCUGCUUCUCUGGCUUCAUGGUUGAAAGCUGGUAUUGUUGGUGGGGUCCAGAUUCUCCUUUCCCGUGAGGCACAAUCAUCACUCAGUAAUCACAUUCCAGUGGAACUGUUCUGAUGAUUAGGAUUAAUAAAUGUAAAGGUUCUGUUUAAGAUCUGUUCCUGGCCCUUAAAUAUUUUUCUAAUUAUGGUUAUUUUGUCAUUAAUGAUUAAAGUCUGAUUAUAUGGUGAAAACCAACAUUUUAUCUUUAAGAGUUCCUUAAGAAGAACAAGUAUGAAUAUUCCAUUUUCAAAGCUUUUCAGAGCCAUAACUAAAGCUACGGCACAGCAGUUCCAGUCCUUUUUUUAUUCUAAAUUUGAUGUAAAAAGCUUUAAAAGCAAUCAAGUUGAACUGGACCAUUUCUGUAAACAAAACCAAGCAUGUACCUUUCCACACACUACGCUUACCAGGAUAAUCUGGCAGAGAAUCCUGCAUGUGAACAGGCUGAUUGACGGCUUGGAAGACAAGCGAAACAAAAGCUUGGUGCUUUUCAAGUCAACACACUUGAAAAGCACCAAAGGCCUGUGUUAGCCUGUAUUUACUGUACUGAAAGUAAAUGAGUAUUAGCUUUCCCUUUUUUUCGAAUCAGUUUAUGUUUUGCAGUUGGAACAAGCUGAAAUUAUUUGUAAAGUUGCGCUAUCUGAUUGAAAGCCUUCAUUGUUUGUUCUUAUUUAUUUUUUACCAUGCUCCCUGAACUGGAAUGAAUAAAUAAAACGUUUGUCACACAUUCCUAGGAGCAUGUCACUGUAUUUUUCAUGAUGCAGGAUAUAUUUUCUACACUUUUUGCUGUGGUGUCUAUAAACUGGAAGAUUUAUAUACAAUUUCAAUAAAUACAAAUCAUGGUGGUGUUGGUCUACAUGAACAUUGAAA
Molecule: messenger RNA, 1897 nt
Organism: Girardinichthys multiradiatus
Lineage: Eukaryota; Metazoa; Chordata; Actinopteri; Cyprinodontiformes; Goodeidae
Gene: mpdu1b
Product: mannose-P-dolichol utilization defect 1b
Exons: 7
Coding region: 56-826 (256 amino acids)
Biological process (GO): oligosaccharide biosynthetic process
Source: RefSeq, a predicted model, not a curated record